CGGGGUAUAAAUACACGAGGACCAGCGCCCUCCGCCAACCCUGGAAUUGGCUGCUUCCCUCGGACCCCCGGAGGCCACCGCCGACACCUCUAACAACAAACCGAGCAGCAGCGGAUUUCCGGAGAUAUUUCGAUUGAACCGACAAUGGUUGGACUGAAGCCGACAGACAUCCCCCCGACAGCCACGAUUAAAUUUGUGGGCGCGGGGACGGCGGCGUGCAUCGCCGACUUAUUUACCUUUCCACUGGACACCGCUAAAGUCAGACUGCAGAUCCAAGGGGAAAGCGUGUCCGAGAAGAGCGUCAGGAUCGUCCAGUACAAGGGGGUCUACGGCACCAUCACCACCAUGGUGCGCACGGAGGGGGCGGCCAGUCUCUACAACGGCCUGGUGGCCGGGCUCCAGAGACAGAUGAGUUUCGCCUCGGUCCGGAUCGGCCUCUAUGACUCGGUCAAGCAUUUCUAUUGCCGCCAAGCAGAAAACUCGGGCGUCUGGUGUAGGCUGCUGGCCGGCUGCACCACGGGGGCCCUGGCCGUCACCUUCGCCCAGCCCACGGACGUGGUCAAGGUGAGGUUCCAGGCGCACGUCAAGGUCUCCGACGGGAACAAGCGCUAUAACGGGACGGUGGACGCCUACAAGACCAUCGCCAAAGAGGAGGGACUCAAAGGACUCUGGAAAGGGACCAUGCCGAACAUCACCCGCAACGCCAUCGUCAACUGCGCAGAGCUGGUUACGUACGACCUCAUCAAGGAAGCCAUUCUCAACCGGCACCUAAUGACAGAUAACCUGCCGUGUCAUUUUGUGGCUGCGUUUGGCGCCGGCUUCUGCGCGACGAUCGUGGCUUCGCCGGUGGAUGUCGUGAAGACCCGGUACAUGAACUCUACCGGCGGGCAGUACAAGAACGCUCUGGACUGCGCCGUGACCAUGCUGGUGAAAGAGGGGAGCCCCGCUUUUUACAAGGGCUUCGUGCCGGCGUUCCUGAGACUCGGCUCUUGGAACAUCGUAAUGUUCGUGAGUUACGAGCAGCUGAAGAGAGCCAUGAUGAUGGCCCACGGCUCAUGAGCCUUCUCCUAAUAAGACGAUGAAGACAUUAGAACGGCAAAUGUCCCCUGUGUCGGAGGAACGGGCCCUCUGGCAGGAGCCACCCCUCCCCCUAUACAUAGGGCAGCAUAGGACAUCGAGGGGUGCAAUAUAAGGAAGAGUCCUCAAAUCACCAAGAAGAUCCAUGAAGACCUGACCUAGAAGGGAAAAAAUGACUAACAGGUCCAAAUCCACGUGGUGCUAGUAAAGUCCCGUAAAGCAGAUAUAUUGUAUCUUUUAGGAACAAAUGUAAGUUCCGUAAAGCAGAUAUAUUGUAUCUUUCUAGGAACUAAUGUAAGUUUUGGGGCAAUUGUGUUAUUUUGCACAGGAACGGUGCGCGGUUAACAAGUUCAAAAUCAUGCUUGACGUCUGGCGAAUAAUCUGUAAUUAUCUCCACUGUUGACCAAAACCCUAGAUUCUUUGGGUAUGUUUUUAUUUUAGAGGUCAAAGGCUGCUGCGCUUUGAUGCAGAGAGUAUUCCCGCGGCCGGCGGCCAUACUUGAAGACACAAUCUUUGCUCUCUGUGUUUAGAGCAGAUCCGCUCUUUAAAGGUCCACCCGUGCAUUCCAUGUUUGAAUAAAGGUGUUCUGUUUG
This is a messenger RNA of Spea bombifrons (plains spadefoot toad), 1670 nucleotides long. Its product is annotated as mitochondrial uncoupling protein 2-like. The transcript has 7 exons. NCBI's taxonomy places the organism in Eukaryota, Metazoa, Chordata, Amphibia, Anura, Pelobatidae. Gene Ontology annotation, biological process: adaptive thermogenesis; mitochondrial transmembrane transport; mitochondrial transport. Bases 145 to 1059 code for a protein of 304 amino acids. The record is from RefSeq and is a predicted model, not a curated record. Gene Ontology annotation, cellular component: mitochondrial membrane. Gene Ontology annotation, molecular function: oxidative phosphorylation uncoupler activity.